AUGAGACGAAUAUUCUACGCGGUGCUACUCUUUGCGAUCGAUGUAUUUGCAGGAAACUGCACCGAUGAUGCGGUUUGUCCUACCCUAAUGCUUGGCCCGGUGGCCAAAUCAAGCGUGAAGGCAAAGUGCUCCUGCAUCGUCGCCAUCUUCCUGCCUUCAUAUGCCAAAGGCAAUUUCCUGCUGACAAUCGACGAUUUGUGUCCGGUAAUGUGCGGGACUUGUACUCCUCCCACUACCUCUACUUCAACCACGAAGCAGCCGACGACAACUACACUUCCAGACUCUGAACGCUAUCAACAGAUCCUUGAAGCUGACGAGAAAUUUAAUGAAUUGACGAAUCAGCUCAUGGAUUUGGGUAUCCAGCUCAACGCCACCGACGGCCUGGACCGCUACGCAAAAUAUGAGCAGCAAAAGGUCCAAGUUGAUGCUCACAACGAAAAAUAUGAAGCCGGAGAGACACUGUAUCAAGAAGUGCUCAACAAAUUUAGCGUCAUGAAAAGUACAGAACGGGCUCCGCUUUCACUCAUUGUACAACCGUUCGAUACCGUGCCGACAACAGCGGCUGCUCCAGUUGUCCGUAAGAAGCGUGAUGCCGAGAACGCAACAGUGGAUUGGCGGCCGUACUUUGGGGACAUUAUGGAUCAGGGGAGCUGUGGAGGUUGUUGGGGAUUUGCGAUGAAUGGUCUCCUAGAAGGAUGGCUGUCCAUUAAAGGCGUACCAACACCCCAGCUAUCGGUCCAACAAAUCCUGGACUGUGACCGCCAAGUCGAUCCCACUUACGGAUUGGCGAACAAAGGAUGUGAUGGAGGGUAUUUUCAGGUAGCCACGAACUAUCUGUCCACCAAAUCGGUAACUACCUCUGCUACCUACCCCUACCGUGGCAGUAGCAACGCCACAUGUCUCCUCAGCGGGUUCGGGUCUUCGCUGAGGGUGUCGAGCUUCGAUACGGGCUUCAUCACCACCACCAACAAAACGACCACCUCAAAGUUCAUCAGUCUCAGCCAAGACAUGGAGAAUCGUGUCCGGAAAGGGCCAGUGGCUGUCGGAAUGGCAGUUGCUGAUGAGCUAUACGCUUAUGGAGGCGGCAUUUAUGAUGGGCCCUGUGCUUCUACCAUCAAUCAUGCAGUGGUUAUAGUCGGAUUUACAGAGCAGUAUUGGAUCAUCAGGAACAGUUGGGGAGCCACGUGGGGAGAAUCCGGCUACGUUCGAGUACUCAGACGGAAUGGAACAGAUCCAUGUUCGUUAACUUCUUAUUGGGCUACGAUUCUUCAAUUUGGGACUGCCGAGGACAAACCAAACCAAUGGAUCAACAUUCCAAGUGGCCAGAAUGUGACUGCAAGUACAGAGGAGCCAGAAGCGAUUACCACAACUGUAGCUACCAAUUCUACGGGUACUUGUGACGCGUGCUCCGUUUGUUCUGUAUGUGGGGAGGACGAUGACGACGACGAUGAUGAUGACGAUGACUACUUCUGGGAGGAAACGAGUGAGGAAAAAGAUGCUAUUCUGCCAGGCCGGACGGUCGAGCAGAAAACCAGCACUACUACGGUUUUGCCAACAACUUCAGACCGGAAAAUUACGAGGCCGGCAGGCGUGAAGACCAGUAAAGUAAAAGGCUCUAAACGACCCUGGACAAUGCCGAAAAAAGUGACGACCACGACAACGAAGAAGACGACAACAAAGAAAACGACGAUCAUCCCAACAACUCAAAAAAGUAGGAUGAAGCCUCUGCUGUUUUGGGCGUUGAUUUCCGCUGUAUUUGCCGAUUUUACCCCACAUUUUCGUCGUUUCCUUCAUGAUAGCUAUGGCAUAUCGAUGGUGACGCAGUUGGAGCGGACGGAUCUCGGUCCGGGCGCUUCUUUCGGCGGGCGCAUGGACCAAUUCGAAGAGCCCAAACAACAAGCCGUCAUCAUCAUCCACGGCAUCACCAACACGGCCGCCAGAUUCCACGGCACAGUGAAAUAUCUGCGGCAGCAUGGAUACCAAAAUUCGGAGAUCUACGGGACGACGUGGGGUGAUGGUGGGGCGACGCCGGUCGGCCUGGUGGAUAUGAAGUGUUCGUACGUGAAGCAGAUCAGAUCGAUGAUCAUCGCCGUUCGGCAAUACACCGGGACCGCCGUCGACGUCAUUGCAUACUCAAUGGGGUCACCGCUGGCAAGGAAAGCUAUCUUGGGCGGUCAAUGCAUGGACACGCGAGAAAUUCUGGGACCUCCACUUACCGAGCUGAUCGACACUUUCCUCUCCGUCGCCGGAGCAAAUUAUGGAAGCUCGCUAUGUGCAAUUCCGAUUCCGGACAUCAACCAUCAAACAAAAUACGAGGGUCUGUUCGUCUUCAGUCUAUUUUCGACGAGUGAUGAGAAGGUCGGUUUCCGGGCAUGUGGUAGACCGGUAAGCCCAAUUCUGGGAGGCACGGGCUUUGUGAAACGCGACGGAAUGAACCACGAUCAGUUGAUGGACAACACAAUCCCCAUCCAAGUCAGCUUCAUCCAAAAACACAAGCCCCGA
Messenger RNA from Mesorhabditis spiculigera, 2502 nucleotides. The record is from the annotation of a GenBank genome assembly. Lineage: Eukaryota; Metazoa; Nematoda; Chromadorea; Rhabditida; Rhabditidae.